CAGCGGGGCUGCGGGACCCAGCGGGGCUGCGGGACCCAGCGGGGCUGGUGAACCCAGCGGGGUGGUGAACCCAGCGGGGCUGGACCCAGCGGGGCUGCGGGACCCACCGGGGCUGGUGAACGCACCGGGGCUGCGGGCCCCAGCGCCCGGAACGGCAGCGGCGCGGGCGCUGUUCCCGGCCGGGCCGGCGCGGCGCUGCGCGGUCCCGCUCAGCCCGUCCCGGCCGGGCCUCCCUUCCCCAGCCCCGCAUGGCGAAGCGCAGCCCCGAGGCGGCGGGGCCGAGCCCCGCGGCCCGUAAGAAGGGCAGGAGGAGGAAGAGGAAGGCAGAGGCGGCGGGGAAAGGCCCCGGCGCGGCGGCCGCUCCUCCCCGCAGCCCCGGGGAGGUCUCCUCCAACUGGAAGGCGCUGCGGGAGCUACUGAAACAAAAGGCAGGCAGCUCCAGGGAGUCCCUCUCCGCCGGCCAAACAUGCACCGAAAAGAAGCAUCCCCUGAAGGCAGGGAAGAGCCAGGAAGGCCCCGCGGUCGGUGGGAAUGUGGUGAAGGCCAAACCCGCCCCAAAAACGGACAGGGGUUCUGCUCAAGGCAAUCCUCCUCAGCCAAGAUCCAAGGGGGCUGCAGCAGGCAAGGGUUUAAAGGGCACCACAAGCCACGGGAAAGGCUGCAAAGGGAAACAGAAGAAUGGCAAUAUUUUACAGGAGAAAGGUGAUAUCAAACAUAAGAGGAGGAAAGCUGAAGAGCACGUGGAGCAGCAACCCAAAGAGGCUGAAAUCUGGUUUGAUGAUGUCGAUCCAAAAGAUAUUGAAGCAGCAAUAGGACCUGAAGCAGCAAAAAUUGCUAGAAGAAAUCUAGGACUUGAAACAGAUGAAUCCAAAAAGGCUGUGGAGCAGAUCCUAGUUAAUGAAAAUGCAUCUGAGGGGCUGACACGGGCUGUAGCCAUGGACUGUGAGAUGGUGGGAGUGGGACCCAAGGGUGAGGACAGCAUCGUGGCUCGUGUGUCCAUCGUCAACCAGUUUGGAAAGUGCGUUUAUGACAAGUAUGUGAAGCCAACAGAAAAGGUGACAGAUUACAGGACAGCUGUCAGUGGCAUUCGCCCUGAGAAUAUAAACACAGGUGAAGAUUUUAAAACAGUGCAGAAGGAGGUUGCUGAGAUCUUGAGUGGAAGGAUUUUAGUUGGGCACGCUUUACGCAAUGACCUAAAGGUCCUGUUUCUUGAUCAUCCUAAGAAGAAAAUACGUGACACACAAAAAUACAAGCCUUUCAGAGAGAGAGUCAAGACUGGCCGGCCAUCACUGAAGCUGCUCUGUCAGAGACUGCUCAACAUUCAAGUGCAGACAUCAGAGCACUGCUCGAUUCAGGAUGCACAGGCAGCUAUGAAACUGUACACCUUGGAGAAAAAGAAAUGGGAAGCUGCUCUUAAGAACAAACCUAACAACAAAAGUGUAAAACCUGAAUGAUUUUACCUUGUGUAUUCAUCUGAACCAUUUGCUGGUUUCAUAUCUCUAAAUUUGCCCUGGAAUGUGACAACUCAGAACUGACAGCAGCUACUUCAUAAAAAACAAAAGACAACUCUUCCUCACCUGGUGCAUUGCAGCUGCCAUACUGGAAUAGUGCUGGUGUCCCUUUCUGGAUGGUGCCUCUUCUUAAUGCCUGCUAUUGUCUUUAAACACUUGUAACAAAUGCCUGCAUUUGUGAAAGACUAACACCAGUUCAGUUUCUGCAAAGGAAAUAUACACUGAAUGAUUUAAAAAAACAAGUGUUUUUAAAUUACAAUAGAUGAAGGAAGAAACUGUCAUUGCUUUGCUGAAGCUCCCAUAAAAUCUUUAUUUAAAAUAUUUUCAAGUUGACAAAGUAAGGUGAAUUAUUAAUUGUGGCUGUUGUUCUCACAGUUGUACUUAAAUCAACAGAAUAUAUAACUUUAUGUAUUGUUAAUGGUCCAAUAUUCUUCUCUCUGGUGAGAAAAGUAUUUUAAAAUAUUUCUGGAGGAUCCAGGGUUUUCUGUCUGAACCAGAAGUGGACAUGUCCUGUUCUUACACACGAAGUUUUUCUUCCAGUUUCAAAAGUGUUGCAUCCACAAGGGUCAUUAUCUCCUGGAGAGAAAUGUGAGAAUCAAAUACAAGAUUACCUUGUUGCUUUACUUAUUUUUAUAUUCAUUUAUUAAUAAAAACACCGUGUCUAA
Molecule: messenger RNA, 2176 nt
Organism: Apus apus (common swift)
Lineage: Eukaryota; Metazoa; Chordata; Aves; Apodiformes; Apodidae
Gene: REXO4
Product: REX4 homolog, 3'-5' exonuclease
Exons: 8
Coding region: 249-1454 (401 amino acids)
Biological process (GO): rRNA processing; DNA catabolic process
Cellular component (GO): nucleus
Molecular function (GO): nucleic acid binding; 3'-5' exonuclease activity
Source: RefSeq, a predicted model, not a curated record